Dalotia coriaria is the source of this 3475-nucleotide messenger RNA. RefSeq names its product transcription factor E2F2-like. Gene Ontology annotation, biological process: regulation of transcription by RNA polymerase II. The record is from RefSeq and is a predicted model, not a curated record. Bases 452 to 1771 code for a protein of 439 amino acids. Lineage: Eukaryota; Metazoa; Arthropoda; Insecta; Coleoptera; Staphylinidae. Gene Ontology annotation, cellular component: RNA polymerase II transcription regulator complex. Gene Ontology annotation, molecular function: protein dimerization activity; DNA-binding transcription factor activity, RNA polymerase II-specific; RNA polymerase II cis-regulatory region sequence-specific DNA binding. The transcript is spliced from 4 exons.
CAGCACAGGGCCACAGAGGCUAGCGAUCGCGCGAGCACCACGCUACUCGCCGCCCAGUACAGGUUUGCGACUUGCGUUUUCACCGCCAAGUUCAAGCACGUUGUGCGCGUAAACCCCUUGUCGUAUCAUCGCGAUUUUAAUGUCGUCGUGUGGAGCGUUUCGUGCGGUACGCGUCCGUCCUGAAAACGCGAAAAUCGUGCCGGCGUAGUGUCGCGAACGCCGCGCGCCGUUCGCCCAGCCGGACUACGGCCAGGCGACCAUUUUUAUUCUGCCGACGUGCGGCGCGCCGAAACCGUACGCCCGGGCCAUUUAAAUCGCACACAUGUUCGCCGCCUAGAGCCCGCCCCAACGGCAACUCGCACGGAGCCCAGCAAGGGAUCGACGUACAAACAUGGAUUGACCAACUGAAUUUACAUCCUCCAUAAACCAACAAGAUACAAGAGUACAAAUCAUGAAACGUGCCACAGUUAAGAGGGCCGUCAUGGAGAGUCCAGGCCACUACAGCACGAUGCCUUCCACGUCGACGCCGGACAUGAGUUCUAUCAAGACGGAAUUUACGCCAAGCCCACAUCUUCGCGAUCAUCAAUACGGGGCGACACCGCAGAACCAGAUUUAUCCAGCGUUCAAUCAGCAACCGCCCGCGGUAAAGCGCAAGCUUAACAUGGACACUAGGCAGAUCCAUGUAAUCCCAACAAUAAAACAGGAGUUCAAAGCACCGCCCCCGAAGCGUGCUAAGCCGGCUCCCACGAUACAUGUGACCACACAUUCCAUGGUCAAAAAGAACAGUCGAGCCGACACGUCGCUGAGUUUGCUCACCGAGCGCUUCCGCGUCCUGUUGCAGGAUUCUCCCAACGGCGUUGUUGACUUAAACCAUGCGUCGAAAGAGUUGGGCGUGCAAAAGCGGCGCCUGUACGACAUCACUAACGUGCUCGAGGGUAUCAACGUAUUGGAAAAGAAGUCCAAGAACCAGGUCAUGUUGAAGGAUAGCAAUACCGGUGCGCACCUCGAGGAGGAAUUGCGACAACUGUCGAAAGUUGAUAAUCACUUCGCAAAACUCAUCGACGUUGCCGAAAAGACGCUGUUUCAGUACAAUCGCGAGACGCAUGGGUAUGUGACAUACCAAGAUCUGAGGUCGAUCGAGAAAUUUAAGCAUAAGACAGUGAUGGCCAUCAAAGCACCGGCAAAUACGAAGCUUGGCGUGCCGGAGGGUGAGAUGCAAAUGCAGAUGUGCAGCCAGGAAGGCGAGAUUGAGGUGUUCCUGUGUCCUGUGAGCACAGAGAAACCCCGCGUGUUGCCGGCCAUUGACCCACUGCUAAGAGAUUUGCAGGUGGAUCCCACUAUCGAACUACAAAACCUUUGGGCGACACCUCCUAUUCCACCCUUGGACAUGCCUUAUGUGGAUUGCAAACCUAUAUCAUCGCAAACUUGUCGGCAAAUUUCAUUUGCAAAUGGCAUAAAGGAUCCAGUGAUGCAGAGUGUCGGGGUCUCGAAGAACUACCCACAAGGCGCGAAGUACGACAAGGAGACGAGAAUAUCAGACAAUUUACAGUACGACUUGUUGGACUACGCGAACGUGGUGGGCAACGCUCUGAAGACGGAUGACACCGGUUUUCCUAUCAACGCGAAAUACCCUAACGAGGAUCCGAUGUUCUGCGACCCCUUCAUCAAUUUGGAGCCACCGGCACAUUCUCACUACAUGCCGGUGUUGGACUUGGAUGAGAGCGCAACGGAUAUGUUCCUUCCGUUCGAAGACUUGGAUAAAAUAGAUUAAUUUUUGUAUUUAAUUUAAACUUAACUUGCUGCGACAAAGCACAUGACGCGUAUACAAACCGAACGGGGGCGGACUCGUUGUGGAGUGCGCGACGAUUGAAACCAAUUCCGUGUAAGUAUUUAGCCGGCCCAUCCAACCUGAAAACAUAAGCUCAAAGCUCGCUGAGCUGAUUCAGCGGAUUCAAAAGGAUGCAAAUUAAAUUUUCCAAGGCGUCGUUACGAGAUACGCGACACGCGUAAAUAAAAGGACCAAAGUGCCUGGUUUGUUUUAAUUUCUUCAUUUCAAAGAACCGAACUGACGCGAACACGUGGCGCACUAAAAGGAGAAAAACGGAUCGAGUAUAUGUUUGAUAUGUAAAGAAAAUGAAUGCUCGAAGACUAUUGAUUUAAGUGUUGAUUAUUUCUCGUUUUAAGUACAAACACACGUUGCGAGAACGCACUUGCUGCUAUAGUAGGAGGUAUUUUUUCGUCGCCUUUUUUGUUUCACUUACGACAUUUUAUUGUUACUUAUUUGGGCGAAUGAUUGUGGAGGCGAGUACAGAAGACACGAGUGCCAUGUUACAACGCAACAAGUAAUUCCAAGCAGCAAGUAAAAAUUACAAUUGGGAGUCGUGCUGAACUUCCCGUGCAUACAUUGUACAUAUUAUCUCUCAAUUUCUGGCGAAUCACUUCGCUGGAACGCAAAUCGUAUUUUUUAUUCGAACGCAAAGUGUACAGACAUUUUCUUUUUCACUCAUUCGGAGACCGCGCGCACUAGCAGCGCAGGUCGCUAUUUUGUAUCGUACAUUAUUAUCAAUAUUGUUGUGUGUAUUACAAGUUUAUAUUAAUUUGAUGAUAGGAUGUAUAGUGUGGAGAGCAAAGAUCACCCCGAAUUAAGAUCGAUAUGAGAAAGUAAAUAAUUUAUUUCAAGCAAGAUUGGAAAAUCAAAGGACACAAUGAUGCAAUAUUUCCGUACUAGUCCUUUUUUACUUACAAAAGAGAAAAUAAAAGUAAUAGCAAAUGUGCGCAAUCAACUCCGGGUUGAUGCAGCUCUAAGAGAAUUGCAUACUUUGUUACACACGUCCUGCCUGCAUUUCGAAGACUGUCCAUGAAUAAUAAAAUGAGAGAACUUAAAAGUGUAUUUUGUCACAAAUAUUUCAAGUAUUAAUGAAACGAACGAAAACAGUAGUAGUAAAUUAUUGAAUUGAUUGUAAACGAAAGGCGGUGUCUUGUUGACAUGUGUUCUUAUUGGCGUUUUGAGAAAGAUGAUAAAAUUGUUGGUUUGCAAGGACAAGGACGUUCCGAAGCUCAGUACAGAAGGAGCAAAGACAGCGUUUACUACUUGGGUGUUUUGUAAAAUUAGUACAAUCCUACAUUAUAAUUGUUAAACUCCUCCCCUCAAUUUUGUAUAUGUAAAUAUUAUUAUGCUAAGUUCGUUUCUACGACGAAUUCGUUCGCAUGUUUUCAACGAUGUCAGUUGUCUUUUCCCGAACGGUUUUUUUAAAAACAAUUUAAAUUUGAAGACAAAAAUGAAAUGAAAAGCCACAAGAGGCCUUAUAUUUAACAUGAAGACAAACAAAAUAUAACUUUUCAUUGUGGAGAAACCCUAAAUUACAAGCGCAUCACCGUUUUUAUUACCAAUAUGUAAAUAAAUACAUAAAUAAUAACGAAACAAGAAAACUAAUGUGAAUUAAAAACAUAUUCAAUAAAAAAAGAAAUUGCAUUA